AUGAAAUUUGAUGUGAAGUUCGAAGUAAAACAAGGAAAGAGCAUAAAAACCAACCCCAAGGCUAGAAGGGUGAGUGAUAAUGAUGCUAGAGAAGACAUGUAUGCUGCGUGUAAGUUUGGAGAAUUCCAGUGGAAAACGUUGCUGAGUCCUGUAAUAGAGGAGGUGAAGCCCACAACGCCAGCAAGGAGGGAGAGAAUGAUGAAAAAACCCGUUGCCAUAUUUCCCAUUGGGAAGUAUAUUGGAAAUAUGCGAGCUGGAAUCGAUAAAGUAGCCGCUGCAUGUAUAUUCACACAAAUGCGUUGUCUUGAUUUUGAAGAAAUGCCUUCAAUUCCUUGCCCUUAG
This is a messenger RNA of Dovyalis caffra, 342 nucleotides long. The record is from the annotation of a GenBank genome assembly. NCBI's taxonomy places the organism in Eukaryota, Viridiplantae, Streptophyta, Magnoliopsida, Malpighiales, Salicaceae.